GAAGUAUAUUCAUUUUUAUUUUUAAAAAUUAACAACUUUUUAUUGGGACAACAGAAAAUUAUUAAAUGAGGAAAAGAUUCCUUAACACCUAAAAUAAUAUUUUUACUAUCCUCCCUACUUUCAGCAUUUUUUCUGCUAAUUUUGAGUGGAAGAAAAUUAUUAUAAUAUAUUUGUUUGUACUAAAAAAUCUUUCCUCAAUUCUCUUCCAACUUCCCCCAAUUUUACUCUCAAUUUAUCACUGCGCAAGUAUGUGUUCAAGUCUACUGAUCAACAACGUUCUCUUGUAUAAAUAAAAAGAAGAAGAAUAAAUAAAUGUUUGUCUACUUGAAAAUAAGCUAACUUUUUUUUGUUUAAAUCUUUCAAUCAACUACAUAUUUUAAAUAAUGAAUGAAUGGCUUUUCUUGUGCUAAUACCUCUUCAAUGGGCGCGACUUUAAUGUUUUCUGCUUUUGUUGCCAAUUCUAAAAUCGACUUUACUUUGACUUUUGGCUUAAAAAACUUCUUUUUUUUUAUUUAAUUCAACCUGGCAAAUAUUGAGUGACAGCGUGUCUAAUAUUAUUCUUCUUCCUUCUUUCUUCUACUUUUUUGCCAAGUUCCUGAAUUGACGGGUUAAAAGCGCAGAAAAAAAUAAAAUAAAGAGGAAGGUAUUGAACACUUCAACCUUUAUUUUAAAACAACGAGGAAGGAUUUUUAUUCAAAAAUUCUUUGAUGUUAUCUACUUGUAUAAGAAAUUCUGUAACAACUUUAAAUAUGCAACAAUACAACAAAAACAAUUAUAAUAAUUACAAUUUAAAUAUUUAUUUUCUUUCAUUUUUUAUUUGUCUUCUUUUUAUCUUCAUUUCAUCUUCUACAAGCCAACAAAAAUAUAUUAAUAAUAAUCCUUCCCAAUCAUUUAAUCUUCUCCCUCCAAUUAAUCAACAACCAAAAAUUCAAAAACAACAUCAUCAAAGGAGACAUCCUUUAAUCUUCUCUUCUUUCUCCUCUUCCUCCUCUUCUUUAGUACCUCAAUAUACUCGUUUUCCAUUAAAUAUAGUUGUUGGUUUACCUACAGAUGCUGAUGAUAAUCCUUUACGUAAUCCAUAUAAAUUAAGUAUUGCUAAAGCUCAACCAGUUUUUGAUGUUGCAAUUGAGGAUAUUAUUACAAAAUUUAAGAUUCUUCCACCAAAUUCUUUACUUAUCGCUUAUGAAGAUACUCAAUUAAGUGAUGCUAUUGGCCCUCAAAAAAUAGUUAAUCAUUAUUGUAAUAAAAGUGUAGAUGCUGUAAUGGGUAUGGCAUAUGUUUUUGCUUUGGCCCCGGUUGCGAGAAUGUCACAAUUUUGGGGGAUUGGAGGAGUACCUGUUUUUACUACCACGGUUUUUAUUUAA
Molecule: messenger RNA, 1364 nt
Organism: Meloidogyne enterolobii
Lineage: Eukaryota; Metazoa; Nematoda; Chromadorea; Rhabditida; Meloidogynidae
Source: the annotation of a GenBank genome assembly